AUGGCGCCCCCUUCACCUGUGCGCAGCGGCGUGCCUCCUGCCUCGCCGUCACUCCACCAUGAAAUCCCGAGGAUGCAAUACCGAAGCCGUCCUGUGUCCGUGGCCGUGGAUCCUGUUUCACUGGUCAUCUCCGAAUGCAUAGCCAUCACGUCGGCGAUUCAAAAGCAUGCGCGCUCUUCGCACUUCUCCGUGUCUGCCAUACUUGGCGGAAACCCCAAUACGAUACAGUUCGGAUCCCCUAAACCACGGGAACGAGGUGUUGGAGGAGGGCCCUUUAGGGACAGUGACCACGAUGAAGUGGCCAGCAGCCGCUGGAGCUUUCAGGGGCAGAGGGCAAAGGGCUUGCAGGAUAGCCCCAUGAUCACAGGCUUCAGCAACCUUCGCCACGAGAUCACCGGAGUUCAGAAUAUUCAUUCAUUCGAUGCCCUGACGCUACUGGCACCCUUUCUCUUUGUGAUCCAGGAGAAGGGAACUGCAGCACCGAUUACGAUCUUGGCUCUGGGCGCAUUGAGGAAAUUCUUGGCCUAUGGAUUCAUAUCUCCCGAAUCCCCGCGAUUUGCACUGGCUAUGCAAUCACUCUCGGCUGCUGUUACGCACUGUCAAUUCGAUAUCAGUGAUUCAGCGCAGGGCGAAGUCGUGCUGCUCAUGAUCCUCAACUUGAUGGAGGAUAUGAUGUCUGGACCGGGUGGCUACAUAUUAAGCGACGAGAGCGUUUGCGACAUGAUGGGACGUGGAUUGGCUAUAUGCUCUCAACCUAGAUUCUCGCCUGUCCUGCGGAGGACUGCCGAAGCUGUUCUGGUCCGGAUGUGCCAGAUCAUAUUCGAGGAUAUCAAACAUAUCGAGGUCGAGGCUGGCGAUGAUUCUUCGGUCAUGGACCAGCUGGCUGACCAACACAUGGAAAAUGUCAAGAUGGACACGACCGCCGGCAGUGCUGUUGCAGAGCCCAUAGUGCCCGCAACUACUCGAGACGGUUCUCCUCUGGGAGGUCCUCACAGCGGCGACGUUGAGAAGGCGGAGGAGGAACGCGGUGACGCUGAGAAGGCUGACGAGGGACCUCUCUCCAACCCCGACAACGAAGACAAUGCGGAAAGCGACACAGAGUCCCUGGAUCUCCGGCCCUACUCGCUGCCAUCCGUCAGAGAGCUGUUCCGAGUUCUGGUCAACUUCCUGGAUCCCAAUGAUCGCCAUCAUACAGACACAAUGAGAGUGGUGGCUUUGAGGAUCAUACAUGUGGCAUUAGAAGUGUCCGGCUCAUUCAUCGCCCGUCACCCUGCUUUGGCAACCAUUGCCAAGGAUCAGCUCUGCUGCUAUCUUUUCCAGCUUGUGCGGUCUGAUAACAUGGCCAUUCUGCAAGAAUCGCUAACGGUUACCGGCACUCUGCUUGCGACCUGCAGGGGCGUCCUCAAACUCCAGCAGGAACUUUACUUAUCCUAUCUAGUAGCGUGCCUUCACCCAACGAUUCCUAUCCCUCGCGAACCUGGAAUCGAUCCAUCGUUGUACGCUGGCAUACCAGAGACACCGAAGCUGGUCAAGCCGCCACCGUCACAGACCAACAGCGGACGGGCAACUCCUGUUCCUGUCAAGGACCGACAAAAACUUGGCUUGGAGGGAGGAGCGCGCAAGCCCGACGCUAGGCAGGCCAUGGUGGAGGCCCUCGGCGUUCUUUCGAGGAUGCCAACAUUUGCUACUGAGUUGUUUGUCAACUAUGACUGUGACGAAGACAGGUCGGACCUGUGUGAAGACGUCAUUGGGCUACUUGCGCGCAACGCCUUGCCGGACUCAGCUACAUGGAGUACUACAAGCGUGCCGCCCCUCUGCCUGGAUGCACUCCUUCGAUUCAUCCAGUUCAUGGCUGAGAGGUUGAAUGAUGAGCCUGUAUACGAAAACUGUCCGGACCCUGAAGAGCUGAGAGAGAAGAGACGAAGAAAACGAAAGAUCAUCAUCGGGACGAGCAAGUUCAACGAGAAGCCAAAGUUGGGGUUGAGCUAUCUGGAAGCAAACAACAUUAUUACCGACAUCAACGAUCCCGUUUCGGUGGCCAAGUUUCUGAAAGGCACAUCCCGGAUAUCAAAGGCCGUGCUGGGAGAUUUCUUAUCCAAAAAGGGGAAUGAAGCCAUCUUGGCGGCCUUCAUGGAUCUGUUUGAUUUUUCCGGCAAACGAAUUGACCAAGCCUUGAGGCUGCUGCUGGAGUCAUUCCGGCUGCCUGGUGAAGCGCCCCUAAUUGCGUCGGUAGUCGAGUCAUUCUCGGAGAAGUACUGUGACUGCAACACGCUGUCCGAAGAGGUGGCAAACAAGGACGCUGUUUUCAUCUUGACAUAUGCCAUCAUCAUCCUGAACACUGACCAACACAACCCGAAUGUGAAGGACAUCAAGAGGAUGACGCUCAACGACUUCUCUAGAAACUUGCGAGGGCAGAACAAUGGUAAAGAUUUCUCGCCCGAGUAUUUAAGAGACAUCUACGAGACUAUCAAAUCGAACGAAAUCAUCUUGCCAGAUGAGCAUGAUAACCAGCACGCUUUCGAUUACGCCUGGCGAGAGCUUCUCCUCAAAUCCGAGACGGCUGGCAACCUCUUUGCCUGCGACACCAAUCUCUAUGAUGGCGACAUGUUUGCUGCAACCUGGAAGCCGGUCGUCGCAGCUCUGUCGUAUGUCUUCAUGUCUGCUACCGACGAUGCCGUUUUCGCCAGGAUUGUUACCGGGUUCGAUGAGUGCGCUCGCAUUGCAACCAAAUAUGGCAAUGUCGAAGCACUUGAUCAGAUUGUUUACUGCCUCAGUCGCAUCACCACAUUGGCUACUCGCGUGCCGUUCAACACAUCUCUGAAUACCGAGGUACAAGUUGGCGACGGCAGUGUCAUGGUCAGUGAGCUGGCUGUGAAACUAGGCAGAGACUUCCGUGCGCAGCUCGCAGUUCUUGUGCUAUUCCGGGUUGUCAAUGGCAGCGAAGCUCUUAUUCAAAAUGGGUGGAAACAUAUUAUUCAGAUAUGGGUUCAUCUCUUUUUGAAUUCCCUAGCACCUCCGUUAUCCUCAACUGAUCUCCCAACUCUACCAAUCCCAGCCAUUCCCCUACAGACUCCCUCACAAGUCAUCGAUAGGGCAGCUAGGUCUAACGAUGUUGGGUUUUUCUCCGCAUUCACAUCAUACAUCUCCAGCUAUGCCGCGGACGAUCCUCCAGAGCCGUCGGACGAGGAACUCGAAAGUACAUUAUGUACUGUUGACUGCAUCAAUUCCUGUCAUAUUGACAAAGUCUUGAACAAUAUCUCCAAAUUGCCCCUAGCACGCAUCGACAUAUUGAUCCAGGCAUUGCUGGAACAACUGCCGGAGAGUGACCACUCGGCUGUCAUCGGGGUAAAACAAGAUAAUGUGACGGUUGUACCCCCUAAUGGGCCGAGCCCGUCAACGGGCCUACCGAGUUACGACCCUAGCACUCCCUUUAUCCUUGAGCUUUGUACUGUCUUGACCAUUCGAGAUGGUGCAUCCUCUCCAACUACGGCAAAGCAAGUCCUCGAUGCUAUUCAUGGCGUUUUGCGUGACCACAGCCAGUGGCACGGUAUUACCGUCUCGCGGGCGGCGUUUUAUGGUCUUAUGAUUUUGAAAUCAGGCUAUGACCAUGAUUUCGUCAACGUUCCCAUCUUCCUCCAUACCAUCUCCAGCUUACCGCAGGACCUGCUGCUAAAGACAGCGGAUAUCAUACUGUCUGGUCUGUCGAUCUGCACGCGGGACCCCGGGCCUCUAAGGAGCGAGAUGAUGACCUCUCCUGAUUUCUGGGUCAUCUUACGAGUGGUGGCGGGAGACGCCAAUGCCGCGGCUCAAAUCUUCGACAUUCUAGAGAGAAGCACUACUGGGACGCCCCCGGCGAUUAUGGCCGACAACUACGAGGCAGCGAUUUCACUCCUGAAUCAUUUCGCAUCAGCGGCCGAUCCUCUUGCUACCCGCGAUUCCAAGUCGCCCGAAGCAACGAGGAAGAAGGUUGAUGCCCAGGUAACAGCAAGAGGCUGCCAGGCGGUCAAUACCUUGUACGGCAUGACGGCUCGGAUCCCACAGCUUAUGCAGCAGUCUCAUCUAGAGAGUAGCGAGGCGUGGUCGGCCUAUUGGUUGCCCAUCCUGCAAGCACUGACGACGCAGUGCACCAAUUCCUGUCGCGAUGUUCGGCAGCUGGCAUUCUCUGCCCUGCAACGGACUCUGCUAUCACCCGAGCUCACCUGCAGCGAUCCAAAGGAAUGGACAGCAAUAUUCAGCAAAGUCUUGUUUCCGUUGAUCUUCAGACUUCUGAAGCCGGAAGUCUACUCAUCCGAUCGGGAUGGAAUGAGCGAAAUGCGCGUUCAAGUGGCAUCCCUCCUCUGCAAAGUCUUCUUGCAGUACAUGGUGCUUCUGACUGAGUGGGAUGGCAUGCUGGACCUGUGGAUCAAGAUUAUUGAGAUCAUGGAUCGCCUGAUGAACAGUGGACAAGGUGACAGUUUGGCGGAAGCGGUACGAGAAAAUCUGAAAAAUGUUGUUCUGUUCAUGGCCACGAGUGGCUAUCUGGUAUCUCCUGACAAAGACCCAUCCAGAAAAAAGCUCUGGGAUGAGACGUGGGAGAGAGUCAAUAGGUUCUUGCCAGACUUGCGGAAUGAGAUUCUGGGUGAAGAGGCCCCCGAGCCUAUUGAGGCCAAAGACGGCGGCGAAGAGAAGCAAUAG
Messenger RNA from Trichoderma citrinoviride, 4674 nucleotides. Its product is annotated as guanine nucleotide exchange factor. The coding region runs from base 1 to 4674 and encodes 1557 amino acids. Lineage: Eukaryota; Fungi; Ascomycota; Sordariomycetes; Hypocreales; Hypocreaceae. Gene Ontology annotation, biological process: regulation of ARF protein signal transduction. The transcript has 8 exons. Gene Ontology annotation, molecular function: guanyl-nucleotide exchange factor activity. The record is from RefSeq and is a predicted model, not a curated record.